AAGCAUUAGGGUCCUGAGGCAUGGGGCUCACCACGGGGCCAAACGGAGCUCGUGCUGCCCCUCAGAAAAGCUUGCGUCGAGUGUGGCAGCGGGGCGGUCGUGGUUCAAAGGUGAGGCAUCGGGGCGGCACAAUGGAGGGCGAGCAGAGCACUCCUGCCUCCAGUGCCAGCAGCAGUACAGGCACCAGUACCUCCACCACAAACUCCACAGGCACCUCCAUUGCCAGCACUGUCAGCUCCAGCAGCAGCAGCACAAGCAGUGGAAGAGCGGCCGUUCCACAGAUAUCUGUAUACAGCGGCAUACCUGACCGACAGACUGUACAGGUGAUCCAGCAGGCUCUACACAGGCAGCCCAGCACAGCGGCGCAGUACCUGCAGCAGAUGUAUGCAGCUCAACAGCAGCAUCUGAUGCUGCAAACGGCAGCUCUACAGCAGCAGCACCUCAGCACAGCGCAGCUGCAGAGCCUUGCAGCAGUGCAGCAGGCCAGUUUAGCAGCCGGCAGACAAAACCAGAAUGGGACCUCAUCUACGCAGAGCGGGCCAUCGCAGACCACAAUUAAUUUAACCACAUCCCCUGCCGCUGCUCAGCUGAUCAGUCGUGCCCAGAGUGUAAACUCCACCCCCUCUGGGAUCUCUCAGCAAGCUGUGUUGCUAGGCAACGCCUCAAGCUCCACCCUGACAGCCAGCCAAGCUCAAAUGUACCUGCGAGCACAGAUGAGGAGACGCAGGUCUUUUAUCUCAGGUCUUUAUCUGGGAUCUUUAUCUGAGGAAAACAUAUGUAAUUGUUUUAAUGUGUUAUGUGUUGUGGCUUUGCAUAUAGCUGAACGUUCGGCAGGAAAUUUCGGGGUUUUCCAGGGUUGCGCUCUGCAGGGAAUAACUCAUCAACUCCUUAUUCUGAACAUCCGGGAGAAAGAAAGAGUGAGAGAAACGUAUGCCCAAAUCCAGCCGCAGGCCCUUAUUAAGCAGCAACCACAACAGUUUGUCAUUCAACCCCAAGCCCCACCCACCUCAAGAACCCAGUCUCAGUUACUGCAAACCGUCUCGGUCCAGCCCCACCAACAGACAGCCUCACUGGCCAUCCAGAGCUCUGCCCAGACCUCAUCGGUAGCAGGGAUCAUUCCGGUUUUGCCUAAACCAGCACUUCACAACCAGGGAUCGGCUCAAAAUCAACAGGCCACUAUCUUCCAUUCAACUGUAAGCCACCAUGCACUCAGUCAGCACGGCUCACACACAGGCCUGGCCCAUGCUAAAGCUCAACCGGUCCAACUGACAGCCAUCAAUCUCCAAAUCCAACCAGCACAACGCCAGGCUUCAAGGCUUGCUCAGGAUGACAAGGAGAAGCCCACCUCUUUGGUGGUAAGAGAGAUUUGUCCACCAGUACAUAUACAGCCAACCACUACGACCCAAGGCACCGACCCCCCUGAACAAUCCAAAAUCGACACUGUUAACGCUACAUCUCAAACGCAAGGCUCUGUGGAGACCGCGCGCGACCCCACGGGAGCACCGGUGACACCGACCAUGACCUCGGAAGCCCCAAGCGAGGCGCCUCCGGCAGCUGUGACGGGAAGUGUGGCACAAAACGGCGAGAACAAGCCACCUCAAGCCAUUGUAAAGCCACACGUCCUCACGCACGUCAUCGAGGGUUUUGUCAUUCAGGAGGGAGCUGAGCCAUUCCCUGUGGAGAGACCACCGGUGCAGGCAGACAGCCCCAAGAAACCAGACACGCAGCUUCCCUCAGAUCCAGAGAAAACGGCCAGCAGUAAUUCCCUCAGUGCCACAAACUCAGACAUGGAGGAGGCUGGACAACAAGACACGAGGACUCAGGAGGAGCCAGAUGAGCCCAAGCUCACAUGUGAGCUCUGUGGAUGGGUCGAUUUUGCCUACAAGUUCAAACGUUCAAAACGCUUCUGUUCCAUGGUCUGUGCUAAAAGAUACAGUGUAAGUUGCACGAAGCGGGUUGGUCUGUUCCACCCCGACAGAACUAAAACAACCAAUCAGAUAAAUCAGUGGAGAAGGAGGAGGUCUCAUAGUCCCAGAGGCAGGGAGGCCAAAAAGCAGCGGCUCUCUGUGCCUCAGCAAUCUCAGGGAGAAUCUAUAUCCUCACCGCUCCAAUCUCAGCCUAGUCAAGGAGAGUCCAGCCCCUGCUCGGAUAUCUCCAGCUAUGAGGAAGCAACUUCCCCGCUCUCUGCAGCCAGUUCUGGCCCAAUCGUUUCUCAAGGUGGGCUCGCUGCUAACGACCCCGAAGAGCUUCCUCUCCUCAGUCAGCACUUCCUGCCAAUUGACCCCACCAAAUGGAAUGUGCAUGAGGUGUUUGAGUUCAUUCGCUCUUUGCCAGGUUGCCAGGAGAUUGCAGAUGAGUUUCGUGCUCAGGAGAUUGAUGGACAGGCCAUGCUGCUACUAAAGGAAGAUCACCUAAUGAGUGCCAUGAAUAUUAAACUAGGACCCGCCCUCAAAGUCUUCGCUCGCAUAAACAUGCUGAAAGAUUCCAAGCCUUGAAAAGGCAGCAAGUGUGUGUGUGUAUAUGUGUUCUCUGAUGUCACUGACCUUGACCUAGUGACUACAGUACCCCAACUGCACUACAACAUUUUUUUUUUUUUUAUAAUAUCCAAAAAACUUUACACAUAUUGGGGCUAAAGCCCAAAACUGCACCUCCUCAAGAAAAGAACUGAAAUAAAUUCAGCUGGAACAGAAAAUGACCCGACUACCUAUGAAAAAAUCGCACAAUAGUGACUUAUACCAAAUGGAAGGCAUUAUGAAUCAGUGAUUUGGAAUUCUGACUGGGACUCUUAACUUAACUAGUAGUAUCGGUGCUCAGAAGAAAUCUUUGGGCAAUGUAUGUAACACAACAGUGCUGUCCAAACAGAACUAAUAUUAUCAUGUGGUUUUACAAUCCCACAUCUUGGCCCAGAUGUCUCUGGAUUGUACAUUUGUUGUUUUCAGGUAUCAUUUUGUCUUAUUGUACAUGUCAGAUGCUUUUGUACAGUACAAAUAUGUUUAAGUAAAUUAUUCUUACCUUUGUGUGUGAGUAUAUGUAACAGAGUUGAAUCACAACAAACUGGUGCUAUUUCACUGUCACAUUUACUUUGAGAAGACUUGAAUAACAGAAGCACAGUAACAGAAUAUUCAACUUUAAACCUGAAGACCGAUAAGAAGGGAUCCAGUCUGAAAAAUUCCUGUCAACAGCGCCUUAUUCAAUGUGUGUCCGUACAGACACUCUGGUUUUGAGAUGCACAUUACAUUGUAUUUGUCUUGGAUAUUGGGAAUGACGCUAUGUUUGGUUUUAAUUGUGCCCUGAUUUGUCAUUGUAUGUUGCUAGGAAGGAUUGUGAUGAUGAAUUGUUUUUUGUACAAUGCUUUGCGAAAUGCCUGUAUUUAUCAGAUGAAUGAAAUUUGUAAUAUAACAUUUUUAAUGAAG
Sinocyclocheilus grahami is the source of this 3413-nucleotide messenger RNA. Its product is annotated as polyhomeotic-like protein 2. Gene Ontology annotation, molecular function: chromatin binding; histone binding; zinc ion binding. The record is from RefSeq and is a predicted model, not a curated record. Gene Ontology annotation, biological process: negative regulation of DNA-templated transcription. Gene Ontology annotation, cellular component: nucleus; PRC1 complex. The transcript is spliced from 15 exons. Bases 21 to 2495 code for a protein of 824 amino acids. NCBI's taxonomy places the organism in Eukaryota, Metazoa, Chordata, Actinopteri, Cypriniformes, Cyprinidae.